AAAAAAAGGCGCGAGUUAAGAAAACUAAAGAAGUUGCAUUCCUUAAAGAAAAAGCAUAAACACGAUGAUCAUGUAUACGAAUCCUCACGUAAGAGCAAAUCUGAAAAUUUACGAAAGAGCUCCCCAACCUAUGUACCAAGAAUGUCACCAACGGACAUUGCAAAUAAGAACGCGAGAUCUCCCAUGGAUAUCAUGAAUUUGUUGCUAGUGUCGGAUGACAAUGAUGUUGCUCAAACGUAUGGAUCAGAUAGUAAUUCAGCUUCAUCAGUUUGCACCCCGACUUCAACUCCACCAUCGACCCCUGAUUCCAUGAGUCCGUUAGAUCAACAAACACAUAAACUACCAAAAAUUAUGUCCUCCGGACUAAAAAGCAAGGGAAAUUCUUUUGCAAGAGUGAUGAUUGAUCGCGGAGUCUCCGACCAUUCAUCAAUUUCCACGGAAUUAAACAAUAUAAAUCCUAGUAGGAUUCCCUCUACACCGCAUUUAGAAUGGGAGGACCUAAUUAGAAACAUUGAAGACAUGAAUCUUGAUACAAGUAACUUGGAUAAUAUAGUCCUUAACAUUCAAUGGAAAAGCAACCCUCUGGAGAUCUCGCAUUUGCAGCGUUAUGAGGUUUUACAUAAGACCGAGGCGAAG
Molecule: messenger RNA, 636 nt
Organism: Acaulospora colombiana
Lineage: Eukaryota; Fungi; Glomeromycota; Glomeromycetes; Diversisporales; Acaulosporaceae
Source: the annotation of a GenBank genome assembly